Molecule: messenger RNA, 1879 nt
Organism: Melospiza georgiana
Lineage: Eukaryota; Metazoa; Chordata; Aves; Passeriformes; Passerellidae
Gene: RNF115
Product: ring finger protein 115
Exons: 9
Coding region: 37-900 (287 amino acids)
Biological process (GO): positive regulation of DNA-templated transcription; ubiquitin-dependent protein catabolic process; protein ubiquitination
Cellular component (GO): nucleoplasm; cytoplasm
Molecular function (GO): ubiquitin protein ligase activity
Source: RefSeq, a predicted model, not a curated record
UGGGAGGAGUGACGGCAGCGGCGGCUGUGAGGGAAGAUGGCGGAGGCGGCGGCGGCGGUGCAGCAGCACCGGUUCUUUUGCCACAGCUGCAAGGGCGAGGUCAGCCCCAAGCUGCCGGAAUACACCUGCCCUCGCUGUGAGUCCGGCUUCAUCGAGGAAGUCACUGAUGAUUCCAGUUUUUUCGACAGCAAUUCCCUGGAUGACAGCCCCUCCUCUCAGUUCUCAGAGCUCUGGGACCACCUGGACCACACGAUGUUCUUCCCGGAUUUCCGGCCCUUGCUGAGCAGCAGCUCGCUGGAUGCAGAGCCCAGGGACGUGGACAGGGGUUCCCCAGGAGAGCUUUGGGGUCCCAGCCGCCCCCCACGGCUGCCCAUGCCCCGCAGGUACCGGGCACGGGGCAGCUCCCGGCCGGAGCGCUCGCCGGCCAUCGAGGGGAUAAUCCAGCAGAUCUUUGCCGGCUUUUUCGCCAACUCAGCCGUCCCUGGCUCGCAGCACCCCUUCUCCUGGAGCGGGAUGCUGCACUCCAGCCCCGGUGAUUACGCGUGGGGACAGAGCGGCCUCGACGCCAUCGUCACCCAGCUCCUGGGCCAGCUGGAGAACACAGGGCCCCCCCCAGCAGACAAGGAGAAGAUCUCGUCGCUCCCAACGGUGCCGGUGACGCAGGAACAAGUCGACACGGGGCUGGAGUGCCCGGUGUGCAAGGAGGAUUACACCGUGGCCGAGCAGGUCCGGCAGCUCCCCUGCAACCACGUCUUCCACAGCAGCUGCAUCGUGCCCUGGCUCGAGCUGCACGACACGUGUCCAGUGUGCAGGAAGAGCCUCAAGGGGGAAGAUUCCAGCAGGCAAAUCCCAAACCCCGACGCCUCCGACAGCCCAGUGCAGGAGAGAUGGACAUUCUGACCCUGCUGGCAAAGGUUCUGCAGCCUUCCAGAAGGUUCCAGGGGCGUCUCCCAGCUCGAGGUGUGCGUUGAGAAUUCCACCAGAUCCCCCCAGUAGCAGGAAUUAGGGGGCCCCACCCUGUGGGAUCGCAACACCGAGCGCUCUUCUCCCAGGAAUUUUUCCUUCUGCUCCACGGAAUUGCCUCGUUAGCCCUAAAUUGGGAAGGUUUUGGGAGUGUUUUGGUUUCUUUUUUUUUUAUCAGAAAAGGUUUGUUUUGUUUUGUUUUUUUUUCCAGUAGGGGCCUGAUCCGAAGAGGGGUUGCAUCCCUCGUAGCCUUCUCUGGAAAAAGGUUGGGAUCAAAAAGGGGAUUUUUGGGAUCUUCCUGCACUCUUGGAGCCACGGGAGAUUUUAUUGCCCCAGGUUGGGAUGGGAUCCGUGGGAGUCUGUGAAAUCAUGGCAGGUGGAAGGAGGAAGGUUCUGGAAGCCUCAGGAGCCCCCCGUGGUCCUGGAGAGGCUCUGGGAGCUCUGUGGGAUCAGGAAUGCUCUGAGCAGGGUUUUGGUCUCAUCCUGGACAAUUUUUGGGGUUGAUUGGGGUUUUUUUGGGACCCUUUUCCACGUUGCCCCAGGUGUGUCCAAAGCUCCCUGUGCCCCCCACGAGUCAUUCCAGGCAGGAAUUAUGGAAUUAUGGACCAUUCCCUUGGCAACCCCCACCCUCCCCAUAACUUAAGGAAACUCUUGAUUUUUCCUCAUUGUUUUCAGAGUUUGGUUUGGUUUUUUUUGGUUAUUUUUCCAUUUCCUGUGACUUUUCCAGGUCUGAAUCCUGGGAUUUUUCCUCGUGGUAUCCACAGGCAGCCCUGGGGGGGACAUUGUGACCCCCAUCCCUCGUGUCAGGGGGGGGAAAAGUUCCCAAACCCCUUGGGCUCGGUGGCUCCACAUCCACGUGGAUUUAAUUCCUGAUUUUCUUUGCUCUUCCGUCCAAUAAAGGCCUUUCUCAAAAAAU